This is a messenger RNA of Papaver somniferum (opium poppy), 3106 nucleotides long. RefSeq names its product copper-transporting ATPase PAA2, chloroplastic-like. Gene Ontology annotation, molecular function: ATP hydrolysis activity; ATP binding; copper ion binding. The coding region runs from base 148 to 2865 and encodes 905 amino acids. Gene Ontology annotation, biological process: copper ion homeostasis; monoatomic cation transport. NCBI's taxonomy places the organism in Eukaryota, Viridiplantae, Streptophyta, Magnoliopsida, Ranunculales, Papaveraceae. The transcript has 17 exons. Gene Ontology annotation, cellular component: membrane. The record is from RefSeq and is a predicted model, not a curated record.
ACAACUACCACUAGUCUUUAAUGGUUGUCGGAACCACUCUUCUUCCCUCCCUGGUUUCUACAGCCAACCUCCAUUUCUUCUUCUUCUACUUCAUCUCUCUGUGUAGAAUCACACAGAAAAAUCUCAUCUCCAGCUCUAGGUCUAUCAAUGGCUACAGAUCUUCUACUAAGACUCUCUCUCUCACCAACACCAUCAGCAACAAGACUGAAUCACUCCAGAAAUCCAGUUUUCUUGAGAAAUGCACAAAUCUCUAGACAAAAAUCAUCAACUAGAAGAAGAAACAGCACAAAUUUCGUCACAAUCAGAUCAAAAGCAGUAGAAAUUGGUUCUUCUUCAACUUCAGAUGCAAAUUUACUAAAAUACCCUCAAGAAGAACUGGAGAAGAGAGGAGUAGGAGGAGAAACUACAGUACUACUUGAUGUAUCAGGAAUGAUGUGUGGAGGUUGUGUAUCGAGAGUUAAAUCAAUAUUAUCAGCAGAUAAAAGAGUUGAAUCAGCUGCUGUGAACAUCUUGACUGAAACAGCUGCUGUCAAAUUAGUCAUGAAUAAUAUAGAAGGAAAUGAUGGGGGUGUGAGUAUUGGGGAGGAACUGGGGAAGAGAUUGACUGACUGCGGGUUUCCGUCGAAGACCAGGAAUUCGGGGAUGGGAAUUGAUGAGAAUUUAAAGAAAUGGAAGGAAAUGAAUGAGAAGAAAGAAAUGAUGUUGAAGGAGAGUCAGAGCAGGGUGUUGAUUGCUUGGGCACUUGUGGCUUUGUGUUGUGGAUCUCAUACUUCUCAUAUUCUGCAUUCUCUUGGGAUUCAUGUUGCUCAUGGGUCUUUUCUGGAUAUACUGCACAAUUCGUAUGUGAAAGCUGGUUUGGCGGUGGUGGCUCUGUUGGGACCAGGGAGAGACUUGCUAUUUGAUGGAGUGGGAGCAUUUGCUAGGGGUUCACCAAAUAUGAACUCUCUAGUCGGUUUUGGAUCUGUUGCUGCAUUUAUUAUAAGUGCGGUGUCAUUGCUGAAUCCUGAGCUUGAAUGGGAUGCAUCGUUCUUCGAUGAACCGGUCAUGCUUCUGGGUUUUGUACUUCUUGGACGAUCUUUAGAAGAGAAGGCAAGAUUGAAAGCUUCAAGUGACAUGAAUGAGCUAUUAUCCCUAGUGUCAUCUCAAUCUCGAUUAGUGGUUACUUCCUCGGAAGCUGACCCCUCUAUAGAGGAUGUACUUAGUUCUGAUGCUGUCUGCGUUGAAGUCCCUACUGAUAAUGUUCGAGUUGGAGACACAGUGUUGGUUUUGCCUGGAGAGACGAUUCCAGUUGAUGGGAGGGUUUUAGCAGGCAGAAGUGCUGUGGAUGAAUCCAUGCUCACUGGAGAAUCUCUUCCUGUUUAUAAGGAAAGAGGACUUACAGUUUCAGCCGGGACAGUGAAUUGGGAGGGUCCGUUAAGGAUUGAAACCACAACAACUGGCUCUAUGUCAACAAUUUCCAAGAUUGUUCGCAUGGUUGAGGAGGCUCAAGGAAGUGCAGCACCUAUCCAAAGAAUUGCAGAUUCAAUAGCAGGGCCUUUUGUAUACAGUAUAAUGACAUUAUCUGCGGCAACGUUUGCUUUCUGGUAUUCCAUUGGGACAGACAUCUUUCCUGACGUGUUGCUGAAUGACAUUGCUGGGCCAGAGGGAAAUCCAUUGCUCUUGAGCUUGAAGCUUGCGGUUGAUGUCCUGGUAGUUUCUUGCCCUUGUGCAUUGGGCCUUGCUACACCCACAGCUAUCCUAGUUGGUACCUCACUCGGGGCGAAACAAGGACUUAUUAUAAGAGGAGGAGAUGUUUUGGAACGUUUGGCUGGGAUAGACUAUGUUGCUUUGGACAAAACGGGAACUCUGACAGAAGGAAAACCUGCAGUCUCAGCUGUGGCUUCUUUGUCAUACGAGGAAUCAGAAAUUCUUCGUCUCGCAGCAGCAGUCGAAAAAACGGCAUCCCAUCCCAUUGCUAAAGCUAUCAUAAAUAAAGCAGAGUCCAUGAAUUUGGAUAUACCUAGCACGAAAGGACAACUAACAGAGCCAGGUUUUGGAUGCUUGGCAGAAAUUGAUGGAUCAUUGGUUGCGGUUGGUGCAAUUGAUUGGGUUCACAAACGUUUUGAGAAAAUGUCGGAACCAUCCAACUUAAUGGAGCUGGAAGAUAUUGUGAAACAUCUCUCAUCAAAAGGAAUAACAUCUUCGAACCACUCACAGACAAUUGUUUAUGUUGGCCGGGAAGGAGAAGGUGUCAUUGGUGCCAUCGCAAUAUCCGAUAGUUUACGCCAUGAUGCAGAAUCUACUGUAGAUAGGCUACAGAAACAGGGGAUCCAGACGGUCUUAUUAUCAGGUGACAGGGAAGAGGCAGUUGCAACCAUAGCCCAGACAGUUGGAAUAGGAAGUGAAAAUGUGAAUGCAUCUCUCACUCCACAGCAAAAAUCUGGUUUUAUAUCAUCUCUUCAGUCUCAGGGUCAUCGGAUUGCAAUGGUAGGAGAUGGAAUAAAUGAUGCACCAUCUCUUGCUCUUGCUGAUGUUGGGAUUGCUUUACAAAUCGAGUCUAAAGAAAAUGCAGCGUCGGAUGCAGCAUCUGUCAUUCUUCUUGGUAACAGACUUUCACAGGUGGUCGAUGCGCUGGACCUUGCAAAGGCAACAAUGGCAAAAGUCCAUCAGAAUCUGCUAUGGGCAGUUGCAUAUAACGUUGUUACAGUCCCAAUUGCUGCUGGAGUACUACUUCCUGGUUUCGACUUUGCCAUGACACCUUCAAUAUCUGGUGGUUUAAUGGCUUUGAGUUCUAUAUUUGUCGUCACAAACUCACUACUUCUACAACUCCAUGAACCAUCAAAAACGAACCACGUUAAAGAUCAGGUUUCGCCAACAAUCAGAUAAUUCUCACUGCACUAUUUUAAUACCAAGAAAGGAACUUAGUUCCAGACUGGUAUGUGCAUCUAUUCAUUGUUCCACAUUCAUUAGGUUUAUACAUAUGAUACGAGUUUUAAUAAGCAGAUGUAUGCAUUACGGUUUAGCGGAAAGGGUCUAAGACUCAAGUGAGGAUAACUUGUAAAACAACAUUGUAGAAUAUGAAAAUUUGUUGUUCACAAUUAUCGUAAAGGUAAUCAUUCUUCAUUUA